This is a messenger RNA of Gasterosteus aculeatus aculeatus (three-spined stickleback), 1862 nucleotides long. RefSeq names its product serine/threonine-protein phosphatase PP1-gamma catalytic subunit A. Gene Ontology annotation, molecular function: protein serine/threonine phosphatase activity. Lineage: Eukaryota; Metazoa; Chordata; Actinopteri; Perciformes; Gasterosteidae. The record is from RefSeq and is a predicted model, not a curated record. Gene Ontology annotation, cellular component: nucleus; cytoplasm.
UGCGGCAGAGGCGAACACAGUCGGGGCACCAUCGCUAGCCGACAGCUAGUGCGGUUGACGUUUAUUUUUUUUUAGUCCCCGUUUCUCACCAAAAGCCACCAUUGGAUGUUUCUCUUCUUUUUAUUUUUAUUAUUUUAAACCGCGAUGUCAAAGUAACGUUAUAGAUUUUUAUCAUACGUGUCAAGGAGCAGCUACACGGGAACAGGGUCACGCCAAAUAUAUUUAAGAAAGAAGCGAACGUCUGCUAGCUAAUGCCCGGAGAGCUAGCGGGCUAGCUUUCAAGUGUGCAAACGCCAAGACGUAUUUUUACUAAAUCGAUUUUACUAACUCCAACGCUACAAUGGCCGAUGUUGACAAACUCAACAUUGACAGCAUCAUCCAACGUCUUUUAGAAGUCAGGGGCGCAAAGCCUGGCAAGAAUGUGCAGCUCCAGGAGAAUGAGAUUCGUGGAUUAUGCCUGAAGUCCAGGGAGAUUUUCCUCAGUCAGCCCAUUCUCCUGGAGCUGGAGGCACCUCUCAAGAUUUGUGGUGAUAUCCACGGGCAAUACUACGACCUGCUGAGGCUGUUUGAGUACGGCGGUUUCCCUCCAGAAAGCAACUAUCUGUUUCUGGGUGAUUAUGUGGACCGGGGGAAGCAGUCUCUGGAAACCAUCUGCCUUCUGCUGGCAUACAAAAUCAAAUACCCAGAGAAUUUCUUCCUCCUGAGGGGAAACCAUGAGUGUGCUUCAAUCAACAGAAUAUAUGGUUUCUAUGACGAGUGUAAAAGAAGGUACAACAUCAAACUCUGGAAGACCUUCACAGAUUGUUUUAACUGCCUCCCUAUUGCCGCCAUCGUUGAUGAGAAGAUCUUUUGUUGCCAUGGAGGACUGUCCCCUGACCUUCAGUCCAUGGAGCAGAUCAGGCGCAUCAUGCGCCCCACUGAUGUGCCCGACCAGGGUCUGCUGUGUGACUUGCUGUGGUCUGACCCAGAUAAGGAUGUUUUGGGCUGGGGGGAGAACGACAGGGGGGUGUCGUUCACCUUUGGCUCCGAGGUGGUGGCCAAGUUCCUGCACAAGCAUGACCUGGAUCUGAUCUGCCGUGCCCACCAGGUUGUUGAGGAUGGCUAUGAAUUCUUCGCAAAGAGACAGCUUGUCACUCUGUUCUCAGCGCCUAACUAUUGUGGAGAGUUUGACAAUGCUGGGGCCAUGAUGAGUGUGGACGAGACCCUCAUGUGCUCUUUCCAGAUUUUGAAACCAGCUGAGAAGAAGAAGCCCAAUGGCAGCCGUCCUGUGACUCCCCCCCGCAAUAUGGUCACCAAGCAAGCCAAGAAAUGAGCGGGGGGACAAAUGGCUGGACUCACGCUCCUCUUCUGCUUUUAACUUCUGCAUAGGAAUGGUUGUUCAACCUUUUUGCUGCCAAUAUUAAAAAGAUGAUCACUUCUACCUGAUGAAAGCAAAAUGUUUUGUUUCGUCCACAGGGGUAAAUUAAUGUCACCAUGAAAACCUCAGGUGUUUUGCACUCCAUUUUGCAGCUAGUCUUUUGCCACAUAUGACUGUUCAAUCAGGAGAAAUGUAACAAUAUGGCUACUAAUGCACAGGAAUGCCUUGUUUGAAGCUGUGCACAAUUUUAUCCAGUUUCUUUAUUGUUUUAUUAAAUUGUGAUUAGUAUUAAUAGCUAUAAAAACUAAUGGGGAUCAGUCACAAACACCUGUUCACUUAUGUAAAACUAUAUUUACGGUUAUUUACAGUCGGUAUCAUGGGGUAUUGACUUAAACUGCAUCAUCACGUUUUUGAACAAGUCUCGUGCUAAAAUGAAUAAGGAAGGAAGCACUCUUGUAACGUCUAAAUCUUUCUAAUAAACUUUGAGUGUAUUUUAAGGGGGGAA